Molecule: messenger RNA, 1824 nt
Organism: Hemicordylus capensis (graceful crag lizard)
Lineage: Eukaryota; Metazoa; Chordata; Lepidosauria; Squamata; Cordylidae
Gene: GARIN2
Product: golgi associated RAB2 interactor family member 2
Exons: 7
Coding region: 333-1223 (296 amino acids)
Cellular component (GO): nucleus
Source: RefSeq, a predicted model, not a curated record
GAGGCUGGUAUACUUUUUCAAGCCUUUGUUACGUGUACAACUGUUUGCUGCUGCCCAGGCCUACAGCCACCCUAAAAGAACAGAAGUCUUCUGCCAGCUGAAAGAUAAAAAGCUUGGAGUUAACCAUGGAAUGCCAAUGCAACUUGCCAGUUUUACAGAUGUAACUUUUAUCAGCCAAUCUGACCCCAGCUGUCAUCUCCUACAUCAAGACAAACUUAAUUUUUUUUUUUUAAAGUGAAGAGUGAAUCCAUUAUAUGUUAUAAAGGUGUAAGAAGAAGCAAACUGUUUAGAACCCCACCAAACACACAGAAUUUGCAAGUUACAUUUCUAUUAUGGGAGAGCUUCAAAGAGUUCUUGACAGAGGAGAGUAUGUUCCCUUGGCAUCUGCUCCUGUGUUUGAGAGCAACUUUGUUCAGGUCAAUAGAAGAGGGGAAUCGAUUUACCUUCAUAAUCGCCCCAACUACGUAAUCAUGGGUGUCUGUUCCUCCAGGCCAAACAGUUUAUUGCCAAAUGUGCUGCUGCUUGCACAUUCAUCCACUUCAUCCUCCCAGGAAGAUAUUUCAAUACAUCCAGCACUUUCAGAGCAAUCUUAUUUAGAAGAUGAACUAGUACUCACCAGGUUCUUACCUUUGAAGUUUGUGGAUCUUUCUGUUCACUCUGCUAAGAAGAGACGCAUCAAGUUAAAGCUGGUGAGCGGCCGUGCCUACUACCUAGAGCUCUGUGCUCCACCACAGUCGCAGGCCGCCCUCUUCCGUCAGUGGACGCGGCUCAUCAGUCUAUUGAAAAGUAAACGUUCUGAGAUCAACGUUCUAUAUAAAGAUUUUGACAUUCCGGCAGAAAAUAGAGCCAUCAGGAACAAAACUUUGAACAUAAGCAACCAAACAGAGCCUCCCUCUCCCUUGAACCAACAAGCCAGCCAAGAGUCAAUGAAAGCUCCAGUCAUUAAACAGACAUCUUCCAAGCGAGUCACUAUUUCUGAUAUAGUAGUAGGCCCUAUUGAAGAAUUUCGAAAGAGCCGGAACCAAGCACAAGUUUCUUCCUGCAACAGCAUGAGAAACCCCAGUGCGGAUUCAGGCAAACAAUUAAAGAAGAGCAGCAGCAUAAAGAACAGAUCCAGGGAAUGGGAAUCUUUUUCUAGUACAGGAAAAAGACUACAGACUUCAGCUAUUACUAGCGUAUCAACCUUCUCUCUGAUUACGCUUUCUCUCCCUCUUCUACUCUAAGUCAUCUCUUCAUUUUUAUUACUUGCUUUUCUUUUUUCUUAUCUUAGGACCUCCACUACACCAUCUCAUUUCCUUUCUUCCUUUCCUUUCAUCUCAUUAUUUCCUCUCCACUGUAUUAUUCCCAAUGCACUCGUGCAAAGGAUAAGCCAACUGUGAUUUACAGACUGUGCUCUUUUCAGUUUCUUAGUGGGGAUAAGAUCUAAUUUAUAUUUUAUUUCAUAUAACUUUUUUCAUAUUGUAUCAAAUAUUUGAGAUACAUGACAGUCAAAACUGACAGAACAAAGCAAUGUGACAGCGAAUAGUAAACAUUAUGGUCCCCUCACCUUAGGAGAGAUUGGAUUUGAUGUCUCUCUUUGAAGUAGACAAAUGAAAAUUAGCUUGUAAGUGUGGGUAACUGCUGUUAUAGAAAAUAUAAUAACAAUUUAAUAAAACACAUGAUUGACUGUGGCAUGGAAAAGCAAAAAACCAUUUUGCCUAAAUUCCUGUCCCAAACAGAUCUCCUCACUUUCUUUUGUGUUGUACUCCCUUGCUGUCUUUCUCUUUAACACACUCACUUUAUUCUCUGCUUUCCUAGGCUGUAUUUUCCUCAUGUUCCUCCUGU